Polistes dominula (European paper wasp) is the source of this 5391-nucleotide messenger RNA. It is a transcript of the gene Pde9, whose product is annotated as phosphodiesterase 9. Lineage: Eukaryota; Metazoa; Arthropoda; Insecta; Hymenoptera; Vespidae. The record is from RefSeq and is a predicted model, not a curated record. Gene Ontology annotation, biological process: signal transduction. Gene Ontology annotation, molecular function: 3',5'-cyclic-nucleotide phosphodiesterase activity.
GGUGGGGGAGGAGGAGGAGGAGGAGGAGGUUAUCGCUCGUGACUAGAAAGGAGGAAAGAGGAUCGACGAUCGGAGCUUUUCCCACGAGAGAGAUCGAUAGGGAAACUAUUGAGGAGGAGCAAUGGCCUUGGAAUCAUCAAAGUGCAACAACGUUCGAUGUUACUUUGGCUGACUGAUUUAUUCUAUCAUCUACAUUUCGAGUAUAUCCAAGUUUUUCCGAAGAGAUUUUUUUCUUCCUGUAUAUUUACAAAAUUCAAGUAUAUUCCUAUUUGCAAGAACGUGACGGAAAGAGUCUUUUCCUAUUUCUUUAAACAUCACCGGCAGUCGGGAUAAGAGAGAAUGGAACAUGAAGGAGAUAGAUGCGAGUUGGUAGUAGAAGCUAGGCUGCCGUUGUCACUGAUGUCACCUAGCUGGUUAUCGUCGUCGUCGUCGUUAUCGUCGUCGUCGUCGUUGUCGUCGUCGUCGUCAUCGUCGUUGUUUAAUGUCAUCAGGAUUCUAGUUAAUUCAACGGAAACAGAAGAAGAAGAAGCAACAGCAGUUGUAGCAGAAGAAGCAACAGAAGCAGUAGCAAAAGAAGAAGAAGAAAUUGAUCAGGAUAGGUCAUUUUCAAUACCGGAUUGGUUGGAAUCUUUUUUAGAAUUGUUAGAAUUUAAUUUAGAGAAGAAGUCGACGAGAGUGAUCGGUGGUGGCCGUGGUGCUGCCGCCGGGCCGGCGAUGCGACGAUGAGCUCGUCGAGGGUGUUAGCAUCACCACCACCACCACUACCACCACCACUACCACCGCCACCAUCACCAUCAUCACCAUCACUAUCACUAUCAGCACUAUUAUUACCAUCUCCAGCAACUCCAACAGGAGAAACAACAACAACAACUGCAGCAGCAGCAACAACAGCAGCAGCAACAUUCAACGCUUGUUUUUAUCUGACGCCUUUCGAUCAUUGUUAUUGUUGCCGGAGAAGGUUUAGCCUAUCAGAAAAAUUAACGAUUGUUAAGAUCUGGAGGAGGAGGAGAGGGAAAAGAAGGAGAAAGAAGACGGAGGAAGAGGAGGAGGAGGAGGACGACGAGGAAAGAGCCGGUGCUGGACCGACGUUGACCCUGAGGACAACGACGAGGACGAGGACGAAGACUACGUCGAUUACAACGACGUUUCCUCCAUCCGUCCUUCGGCCAUGGACCUCGAGACGAGGAACGGCACCGGCAACAAUGAUGACCAACACCAUGAAUACACCAAUAUUUACUUUCUCGUCGGGGAACGCAGAGAAACGGCCACCUAUCGUUCUGACCAGGUCACGGACAUGGAGCUGAAGGAACUCUUUAGAAGCGCUGCAGAGGCUGGUCCUCUGGAUAUCGUGAAGCUUCGUAAGGGAGACAAGCUCCUGAAUAUUUCCUGUCAUCUACCUGCCAACACUCCCGACACGCCCUAUGUUCUUCAGGUCGUCGGAGCUCACCCCGCCUCUUUGGGGAUGAUGGAGUUGGAAGUUGUACGGACACUCGAGAGCCGCGUGGCAAGCCUCGAGCGGGAAUUGCGCGAGCACCAGCAGGCUAUUUGCGCUUCACCACCGUUGGCACUUCAGGAACUUAAGAGUCAGGUCGACAGUUUCAAGAACAAGCUCGAGACCACUGAGCAUCUCAGCUGGCUAGGUUUUUACAAGCAACUUCCAGAACCCAGUACCUCGGAAGAAUGUAAAAAGUUGCAGUAUCGUCGUAAGAGUGACAGUCAGAAGCGGAAAGUGCAAAUGAAGUUUUUCGACAUCUGCGACGUGGCUAUGGCAUCGGACGCUCGAGAAGGGCUUCGUUCACCAGCCUUUGAUGCUCGACAAUGGGAAGACGCAGAACUCCUUUGGAUGUUGCAAACAAUGUUCGUUGAGCUCGAGCUACCUCAAAAAUUUAACAUUCCUUUAACUAUAUUGAGGAACUUCCUUUUCGAGGUUUUCAUAAACUACAACGAGGUGCCAUUCCAUAAUUUUCGGCACUGUUUCUGCGUAGCGCAGAUGAUGUACGCUAUUGCUUGGGCGGUAGAUUUACCGUCGCGGAUCGGUUACCUCCAGGUCUUUAUCCUAAUUGUCUCCUGCAUUUGCCACGAUCUUGAUCAUCCUGGUUACAAUAAUAUCUAUCAGAUAAAUGCACGUACCGAGUUGGCUUUACGCUACAACGACAUCUCGCCCCUGGAAAAUCAUCAUUGCUCGGUGGCCUUUCGUGUCUUAGAGUCAGCCGAGUGUAACAUCUUGGCGUCCUUGGACUGUAAGAACUACAGGACUGUACGCGACGGUAUCAUAAGAUGCAUUCUUGCAACCGACAUGGCCAGGCAUAACGAGAUACUCGGCCGGUUCACCGCCAUCGUGCAGAAGUUUGAUUACUCAAACGAGGUCCACAUUGAUCUGCUAUCGAUGAUCCUCAUAAAGGUUGCCGACAUCAGUAACGAGGCACGGCCUAUGGAAGUCGCGGAACCCUGGUUGGACAGUCUGCUUCAAGAAUUCUUUAAGCAAAGCGACGCUGAGAAACUCGAAGGGCUUCCAGUAACUCCAUUUAUGGACCGCGACAAAGUAACUAAACCAUCGUCGCAGUGCAGAUUUAUCGGCCUAGUUCUUCUUCCUCUCUUCGAAGCUCUCGGCGAAUUGUUUCUAGAACUUGAGGAUCUGAUAGUACGGCCAGUUAGGGAAGCUCUCGAGUAUUAUAGACAAUUGAAUGAGGCAGCAAAAGAUGAACGUCAUCAUCGCAAAAGCGUAGCCGAUAUUGGUGAUUCGAAUCAAUCCUUGGUUCAAGCUGGCAACACGAGUAACUCGACGGUCGUUAAAUCUACAUCAUCACACAGUAUGCGUUCUAAACGUUCAACCUGUACGAUUCAUUCGAGAUCACGUUCAACGGAGGAUGACAUUACGGAGAAUCUAACUAUUGAGGAAGCGGAUAACCUUGAAAGUUCCGAUCCCGAAACGGCAACUGAAGUUGAAAUUAGCGAGAAAACGUUAAAGUUCAAAAUAUCAACUGAAGAAGCUCCUGUUAGUUCAGGAGGUAGGAAGAGUUAUCCUGGUAGUCGAAAGGGUAGCAGAGAGAAAUCAUCCUUGGAUUAUCAUAAUUACGAACUGGUACGUGCUAUGAGAGAACACGAACGCGAAAGGAAACGUAGUCGCGGUGAAAAUAUUCUCGAAAGUAAUAUGAGUUCACCUGUUAGCGCUAAAUCGAUCGACGAUAGUAAAAUUUUCGAGGAACUCGAACGUGACGAUUCAACUUUCUUCGAUGAGAAAGUCAUCAAUGAGAUUCAAGUGGUCGAAGGUAACGGUAAUGUGAUUGGUGAUGCUACAGAAUCAUCUGCGAGAAGUAAUGGUUCAAAGCAUCAAUCAUCUUCAGGUAUUAAUCGCAAGGACAUAUCGAUCACGCGAGAAUCUGUUGUAUCGUUGUGUUGUUCUUGCGACGACAAGACCAAUUUAUCCAACAAUCACAAAUCCUUGUUGUCGCGUUUGAGAAAUUUUACCGAUCGUUUGAGCAUUAGUUUUGACUCCAAAGAUUCACCUAGUCCAAAAGCCACUAAACACGUGGCCAAAAGUCUGAAUAAAAGCAACUCCGUGAGCAGUAGCAGUACCUGUACCGUUUCCACCAGACGUCAACAGCAACAGCAUGAUCUUUCCAACAUUUGUAAAAGAUGUAAUCUUAGGAAAGUGAGUACAAGUAAAGAACAUGGAGGAAAAAUAGCAACUGUAGUAGAAUUGUCAGCUAUAGAUAAAAGAGCGAUGACGUUACCUAAAGUAAGGAAAACGCAGGAUUGUAAAAACAAAGGUUGGAAGACGGUAUUUGCGAAAGAAAGAAAAUCGUCAGCCUCGAUGGAAGUUUUACCAAGGGAGAAAGAAAACAGACCGAUCGAAUCCAAGCAUCGACGUAAUCUGUCCAAUCCCGAAGGUAAUAAAAAUUUAAAGGGACAAAAAAGUCUCGACAUUGACAUAGACAUAGAAUUCAAGGAAAUCGAAGUUAGGCAAACUAGUAACAAUCAACAGCAACAAAGAAAGAGGCCAGAAAUAAUCGUCAAUCCUGACAAUUCGUCACCCUGCGGAUUGGACGAUAGAGAAGACAUGGGUAAAAUAGAAAUCAGACGAAGUUCCGCUAGUAUGGAAGACAUAUCUAAGAUAACGAAACAAACGGAAGGUGUCUUAUUGGGUUCGUUGGAAGCCAAAAAAGCAGAGGAUCUACAGCACACUGGUAGUUUAGAUUCGAUGCUGUGCAAGGAAUCGGCGAAGUCCAAUAAAAAAGUCAACGCAUUUUCCUCCCCAGCUGCAUCCAAAAAGUCUUCGCCAGGUUUGUUUUCUCGUUUCAAAUCUGGUAUGAGCAUUGACAGCACUAGGAGUAACAGCAACAGUAGUUCCCUGCACGAUCAAACUUCUCAACAAUCUCAAACUGGUUGGAUAUCAACAUUGACUGCUAGUUUCCGGCCAAAGAGACAAACUGCAACUACGACGACGACGACGACGACGAUUACCAGCACCGAAUUUGCAUCGUCCUCGCCACCAACGCAAUCACACAAAUUGCACAGUCGUGAGGAGAUCAAGUGAUACGACCUACGCGUCGAUCAGCAUGCCGAGAGAGACACUACUUCCAAUUCCUCGAGACGCGAAUGGUGGGCUCGACAACCGUUUUGUUGCAACAGCUAAUCCUGACGCAUUGCACAGUCUCAACGAAUGUAGAAAAAGUAUACCUGCGUCUCUCGUAAAAUCGGCAAGCGAUCGAACGCCAAUUUAUUUUGCCAAAUCUCUACCAAAUUUUCUUCUUACUCCCUUUUGAAGUUAAAGCCAAUAACGAAAUCAAUCCAUAGGUUCGAUUUUUGUAAUCGAUCCGUUUCGAAGAUCUUUUUAAACCAAUUCUUUGAAUUUCGUUAUUGACCAUUCAUUUCCACAUGCACAAUUUCUUAAAUUUCGCGCUAAUCUUUAGUUUUUAUUCUUAUUAAACUAAAUUAAUCUAAUACGAUGCAUAUAGAAUAAUUUAAUUUAUUGUCGAAACUCAUGAGCAUUGGCCACUACAAAAAAAUAUUAAUGUUGUGUCCUUGAAUAGAUGCAUUUAUAUAAUCGCAUCCAUGUAAACAUGUAUGGAUUACCAAAUUUUGAGCUUAAUGUAGAAACAAUUUUUUGUCAAUCGAACUUCUCUUUUGUUUAAAAUAAAAAAUAAAUAAACGUUUCCAACUUAGGCUCAAAAUUUUUCAAUCCGACCACAAAAAAUAUACGAUGAAAAUGAAAAUAGGGGCUUUAAGGGUUGGAAGAGAGAGGAGGGGUUGUAAGUUUAGAAAAAAUAAAUGCCGUAAUGUGAAGGGGAUGGGUGUGGUAUUCGUCUCGUUUGACAUAGGAUUAAAUAAAAUAAAAUAAAAUAAAAUAAAGUAAAAUAAAGUAAAAUAAAAUAAAAUAAAAUAAAAUAA